Clarias gariepinus (North African catfish) is the source of this 1085-nucleotide messenger RNA. RefSeq lists its product as uncharacterized. The record is from RefSeq and is a predicted model, not a curated record. The transcript has 3 exons. NCBI's taxonomy places the organism in Eukaryota, Metazoa, Chordata, Actinopteri, Siluriformes, Clariidae. Bases 93 to 884 code for a protein of 263 amino acids.
UGUAUCACUGACUCCUCUCUUUAAACACUACAGCUUUAGGAGUUAUCUCCAGUUAUUUUAUUAUUAUUAUUAUUAUUAUUAGUUCUCUGGCCAUGACGCCUCUCUCUCUGCUGGUUCUCGGGAGCUGUUUGGCGGGAGUCUCGAGCCGGCCGCUCCUCUCUCGCGCUGAGGCGGCGGGUCAGUGCGGGGAGCUCACCGCGCCGUGGACCCGCAGCACCGCCGCCUCGGUGUCCGGGGACCGGAGCCGCGUGUACCGCCUGAGGGUGUUCGGCGUGUCCCCGGACGGAGCGAGCCGCCUGGUGUUCCCGGAGCAGCCGCUCUUCAGCUUCGUCAGGCGGGUGUACAGGUGCUGUCAGAUUGGCCACCACUGCGGGGCGGUUAAAGGGCUACAGGGCCGCGACACUGCGGGUCCAGUGAUUGAGUUUGUGCCGAGCGAGGACGUGUGGUCGGCGCCAAUACUGAGAGCCGAGGUUCAUCUUCACAUCUCCAACCCAGACCGGCUAAACGUCCAGCCGGUGCUGCCGUGGCUGGAGAAACGGCUCCUUCCUACAAAGUACAGUGCGUGGUGGAAGGACGGCGUGCUAGAGGUCAGGGUAGAUCUGCUCUUCCUCUUCCAGGCCCUCCAGGCUUUCAAAGGAAGGCAGGGAGCCUACAGUGUGAUGGAAGUCCAACGCAUCAGAGGUUUUCACACACUCCAGGCUCCGGAAGCAAGACCCCCUGAGGUUCAGAGUGGAGACAGGAGGGCGGAGCGCCCCCUGCAGGUUCCUGUAGAGCUGGGCCUGGUCUUACACUGCAGCACAGAGGAGCCAAACACACCACUGCCGUGCGAGAGCCACGGAGUACAGCUACUCCACACACCCUUUAUUACGCUAUCAUAUGGAUAACACACACACACACACACUGCCCUUGAUGUGCUUGUCAAAAGUGCGGUAUACCAGGACACUGCAAAUAUUCUAAAGACGCACUUCAGCAGGCCAUUUGACUGUAUUUAAUUUAUAUGGGUGUUGUUUUGUGGGAAACUUCUGAAUGUAUAUAAUGUAAAUAAAUACAAAGUUAUAUAAUUAAACUUUUUAUUUCUUUUUGGA